UAUUUUGGURACUACCAUGGAGUAYAUUUAGGAUUUCCCUACUAUGCCUCAAUGAUUCAAGCUAUCAGGAAUUAUAUGGUGUCAAAUCAAAGCCAAAAUUAUUUUAUUGUCUACCAAUUAUUAGCAUAGGAAGUCGGUCAGUUGAGAAGAGAAGAAAAUGUCCGCUGCAAAGGAAAGUCUCAGCCAUGAUAGAGAGAGUCACUUGGUUUUGGAACAAGAGAACUUAAGAAAGAAAGAGCAAAUGGUUGCAAUGGAAGAAGCAAAAAAGCGCUCAAAGAACUACAAAGAACACGAUGCAAUGCGAGAAGAAUCAGAKAAAUACGAAAUGGAGAGAGCGAAAAUGGAGAUGAAACAACGAAACGCAGAAAUGCAGCUAUUGAAAGAUCACGAAAUSGACUUUGAAAAGCAAGUAAUGGAGACUUUCAAAGCAAAAACACAAGACGAAGCAGCCAAGGGUCAGCGAUGGGAAGAGGAGCGUAAGCUGGAAGAUCAAGAAAUGGAAGAAAAGAUUAAAACGCGUCACGAUCUAUUGAAGAAAAAGCUUGUUGACAUGGAGAGAGCACGUGAAGAAGCCGAGGCCGAAGCUCGAUCAAUUGAAGCCACGACUAUCGCCGCAUCAAAAGCUUUCCAGGAAAAGAAUAUCAAAGAAAUAGCUAUUGAUACAUUCCUAGAAAAAGAACAAAAGAAAAAAGAGGAAAGGUUAMGAAGAAAYGAAAAAAUGAUACAGAAAAAAGAUGAAACUGAUCGAGCCUUGCUUGAAUCGGAAGUGAAUGCGUUGGCGAUACAGAAAGAGAAACGAGCACAGGUAUUAGMGCUUCAAAAAGCUGAAUUUAGCCGUUUUGAAGAGGAAAUUAAAGAAGGUGGAGUAUUGAAGGAAAGAAAUAAAGAUAAAAAAGUUAUUGAAAAUCAAAUYGAGAAAGAAAGGAGUAGUCUUGAGGAAAUUCUAGAGAGGCAAAAAGCUCGAGACUUGGAAAAAGAAAGAAAAACGGAAGAAAUUGCGAAAGAUUCGGAAAACUUUGUAGCUAUGCAGGCGAAUAAGCAAAAAAGCUUGCAAAGUGACAGGAAGCUAGUAGAAGAAAUGGUUCAUUUACACCACGAAAGUUUGAUACAAGAAGAAGAUUUGAAACGCACCAUGGAAAAAGAAAGACUACAAAGAGAAAAACUACAAAGAGAACAAGAAACUGAAAAGCACGAGGCAGAAUUAUUAAAGUUGYUAGAAASUCAAAAGCAAAAAAGACAACAAGUAGRGAGUUACGAAUAUGAUGGUAGUGAAGAAGARARACUUCGGCUUGAGGCGUUAAAGAAAAGACARCRACAGCAAGAACAGAUUAUGAAUCAAAACGAGAAAGAAAUGGAGUUACUAAUGAAGACUAGAGUCAGAUCAAAAUCUAAAGAUAAACAAGAUGUCAAAGAGUCUGAUGGAAAGAAAARAGGAUUCUUUUCAAAUUUAUUUGGAAAACGUUGACAGAGAUUAAAUGAGCAAUUUAUCUUGCAACGGCGAAACUCGGUUGCACAAYUGCAGCAGCUUGCUACGCCAUUGCAAACCAAACAACCGUGUUUCAUCCCUCCAGAUUGCAAUUUUAGAGACGCGUAUUCAGUCUAUAUAAGCGCAUGCACAAUCACCCAGCACCCUGAUAUCAUGAUUUUUAUUGAGCGAUAAUUUCGUGGACCCCUGCUGAUAGCACUAUUUAGUUUGUACAGUUGAGCAGUUKAAGUGCGAUCACUCCAGCGACGCCUGUCAUGAAAAGMAGGUCAGUCUGCAGGCGAAUGUUUGCGAGGGUACAAGGUUGUACAAGCAAAAAAUGAUUGUUCCUUA
Molecule: messenger RNA, 1816 nt
Organism: Exaiptasia diaphana
Lineage: Eukaryota; Metazoa; Cnidaria; Anthozoa; Actiniaria; Aiptasiidae
Product: golgin subfamily A member 6-like protein 22
Exons: 2
Coding region: 158-1465 (435 amino acids)
Source: RefSeq, a predicted model, not a curated record